UAGCGCGCAUGCGUCGGCAGGUAGCAACCCAGCUCUUUAUGACCAGGUGAGAUGUUGGUGAGCAGGUAAAAAAGGAGGAUUUGUCUAAGCGAUUCCAGGGAGCGGGCCCGGCCGAGCCCUACAGCCCAUGCCCGGCGGGGAUCCAUCGCCUGGAGCGCCGAGCCGCGAUGUCCAUACUUGCCAAAAUGGGGGACUGGCAGGACCGCCACGACGGCACCAGCAACGGGACGGCGCGGUUGCCCCAGCUGGGCACUGUAGGUCAAUCUCCCUACACGAGCGCCCCGCCGCUGUCCCACACCCCCAAUGCCGACUUCCAGCCCCCCUACUUCCCCCCGCCCUACCAGCCUAUCUACCCCCAGUCGCAAGAUCCUUACUCCCACGUCAACGACCCCUACAGCCUGAACCCCUUGCACGCCCAGCCGCAGCCGCAGCACCCGGGCUGGCCCGGCCAGAGGCAGAGCCAGGAGUCUGGGCUCCUGCACACGCACCGGGGGCUGCCCCACCAGCUUUCGGGCCUGGAUCCUCGCAGGGACUACCGGCGGCACGAAGACCUCCUGCACGGCCCACACGGGCUUAGCUCAGGACUCGGAGACCUCCCGAUCCACUCCUUACCUCACGCCAUCGAGGACGUCCCGCAUGUAGAAGACCCGGGUAUUAACAUCCCAGAUCAAACUGUAAUUAAGAAAGGCCCCGUGUCCCUGUCCAAGUCCAACAGCAACGCCGUCUCCGCCAUCCCCAUAAACAAGGACAACCUCUUCGGCGGCGUCGUGAACCCCAACGAAGUCUUCUGUUCAGUUCCGGGUCGUCUCUCGCUCCUCAGCUCCACCUCGAAGUACAAGGUCACGGUGGCGGAAGUACAGCGGCGCCUCUCACCGCCGGAGUGUCUCAACGCUUCGCUGCUGGGCGGAGUGCUGCGGAGGGCGAAGUCUAAAAAUGGAGGAAGAUCUUUAAGAGAAAAACUGGACAAAAUAGGAUUAAAUCUGCCAGCAGGGAGACGUAAAGCUGCCAAUGUCACCCUGCUCACGUCACUAGUGGAGGGAGAAGCAGUCCACCUAGCCCGGGACUUCGGGUACGUGUGUGAAACUGAAUUUCCUGCCAAAGCAGUAGCUGAAUUUCUCAACCGACAACAUUCCGAUCCCAAUGAGCAAGUGACAAGAAAAAACAUGCUUCUGGCUACAAAACAGAUAUGCAAAGAGUUCACUGACCUGCUGGCUCAGGACCGAUCUCCCCUGGGGAACUCGCGGCCGAACCCCAUUCUGGAGCCUGGCAUCCAGAGCUGCUUGACCCACUUCAACCUCAUCUCCCACGGCUUCGGCAGCCCAGCGGUGUGCGCCGCGGUCACAGCCCUGCAGAACUAUCUCACCGAGGCCCUCAAGGCCAUGGACAAAAUGUACCUCAGCAACAACCCCAACAGCCACACGGACAACAGCGCCAAAAGCAGUGACAAAGAGGAGAAACACAGAAAGUGAGGCUGUCCUCCCUGCCCUGCCUCUCCCGCCUCACCAGUCCGGCGAGCCCACCCACCCAGUCGUCUCCAGUCCCCUACCGCCAUGGGCAGGUGACAGCUCUGGGACCAGCGCCCCGCCCCGCCCCUGCCCCCCUCCCCACUGCUGCUAUUGCUGAUGCUGCCGCCACCACCUUCAGUCCCCCAGACGCUGGGGGGACUCUCAGCCGUCAGCGGGACAGCACCUGCUGACUGGGCCCCCAGCCUCGAAGUCCCUCGUCGGCACCAACUCCCCUUUGCCCUCCUGUGGAGCCUAAGAGAACAGAACAGGCCGUGGAGCCAGCAAAGAAAAGUUCUGUCCAAGUUUGUGAACGAUUUUUUAAAAAACAAAAAACAAAAAACCCAACAACUCAACAACAACCACCACCACAAAAAAGCUAAAAACAUUUUUUUCUAAAAAAAAAAUAAAAUAAAUAAUAAUAAUAAUAACAUAAAAAUUUAAAAAAAUACUAUAUGCGCUUCAUGGGACUGAAUCACCACCUUCCCUUACAUACUUCAGAUUGUAGCCAUACUUUAAAAAAAAAAAGGCGUAAAGGAAAAUGACAUUUUUAUCAGUAUUGUGAAUAAACUUGAACACAAAUACACGAAGUUCCAUGUCAUGUCUUCAGUUGUAGAAGUUUUUUCCUCUCCAAGGUAAAGCGACCAACUUGAACUUUCUCUGGCAACACGAUUCACAGUUAUAUAAGGGAAUCCGUGUUCACGUCUCUGUAUAUAUUUAUUUAUGUGUAAUUUAAUGGGAAUUGUAAAUAUGGUGAGUCUGUUUUAAGCCUCUCUUUUUUUUUUUUUUUUUAAUUUAUCUGGUGAUCUCGUUUACCUCUUGUUUAGUGGGUUUUGAAUCUUCCCUAUUAGUUCUUCAUGUGGUUCAUGGUACUUAUUUAGAAAUUCAAGGUUUGGGGGAUUUUUUUUCCCCCCUCUGGGAUUCAUGAAUUUAGCCCUGUUGUAGCAUGUUAAAGACGACAAUGAAACAGCUGAACAGAAUUUUAAAAAGUAAAAUAAAAUUUUAUAUAUAAUUAGUAUUACAUUUAGCAUUUCAUUGAACUGAAAGAAAAAAGUUGAUAUCAGACCCUGGAAAGAUUUUUUAAACUUGAGUGGUUUGAUAACCCUUCUAUGUAUUGUGGGGAGAAAAAAAAAAGUUUAUUUUAUUUCACUAUCCUCCCUUGAAAGCAUCAUUUGAGCAAUAAAUGAGUAUUGUCUUUAAACCAAGGGUAAGGGAUUCCCCCCACCCCCACACUCUGUCUCUCUCUUACUCGCUCUCUCUUUUUGUUCAAAGAACUUCAAACAUUUGGGACCACCUGGUAUUCUGUAUUUUCACUGGCCAUUUUGGAAGCAGUUCGAGUUGUAUUGUAUUGAGUUGUGCUGGCGUAGUUUCCAUGCCUGUCAAUGUAUCAUAGUCCUUUGUUGCCCAGAUAAAUAAAUAUUUGAUACGCUUUA
Molecule: messenger RNA, 2935 nt
Organism: Mustela erminea (ermine)
Lineage: Eukaryota; Metazoa; Chordata; Mammalia; Carnivora; Mustelidae
Gene: TFAP2A
Product: transcription factor AP-2 alpha
Exons: 7
Coding region: 168-1469 (433 amino acids)
Biological process (GO): regulation of cell population proliferation; regulation of transcription by RNA polymerase II; anatomical structure development
Cellular component (GO): nucleus
Molecular function (GO): RNA polymerase II transcription regulatory region sequence-specific DNA binding; DNA-binding transcription factor activity, RNA polymerase II-specific
Source: RefSeq, a predicted model, not a curated record